Patiria miniata (bat star) is the source of this 2503-nucleotide messenger RNA. RefSeq names its product exosome complex component RRP45-like (gene exosc9). Bases 126 to 1523 code for a protein of 465 amino acids. The transcript has 12 exons. NCBI's taxonomy places the organism in Eukaryota, Metazoa, Echinodermata, Asteroidea, Valvatida, Asterinidae. The record is from RefSeq and is a predicted model, not a curated record. Gene Ontology annotation, cellular component: cytoplasmic exosome (RNase complex); nuclear exosome (RNase complex). Gene Ontology annotation, biological process: U1 snRNA 3'-end processing; nuclear polyadenylation-dependent mRNA catabolic process; nuclear polyadenylation-dependent rRNA catabolic process.
CGCGUGUGUGACGCGCGCAUGAACGAGCCGCCGGUGGUGGAAAAACUGAGAAACGCAUGUGGCGCGGCGGUGAUGAUCGAGAUUGUGAACUAAAUAUUUGAUUUCAAAACAGUGAAUUUAUAAUAAUGAAGGAAACACCAUUGUCCAAUGUUGAGAGAGACUUUUUACUUGCAGCGAUCAGGUCCGGAAAGAGAAUUGAUGGACGGGACACAUAUGACUACAGAAACAUAAAGAUAACAUUCGGCUUAGAAAGAGGAUGUUGUGAGGUUCAACUUGGGCAGACAAGAGUCCUUGCACAGGUGUCCUGUGAGGCAGUGGAACCCAGGAAUGCUAGGCCAACAGAGGGCCAGCUCUACUUGAACUUGGAGCUGUCUCCGAUGGCAUCGCCUGGCUUUGAGCCAGGACGGUUGUCUGAAUAUGGCGUGGAGCUGAACAGACUGUUGGAGAGAUGCCUCAAAGACUCCAGGGCUGUAGAUAUGGAAUCACUCUGCAUUGUGGCUGGAGAAAAGGUCUGGCAGAUUCGAGUUGAUGUCCACGUCUUAAAUCAUGAUGGCAGCAUCUUAGACUGUGGGAGUAUUGCAGCUAUUGCAGCACUGUCCCACUUCAGGAGGCCUGAUGUAACAGUCGUUGGAGAAACGGUCACAAUUCACACACCCGAGGACAGAGACCCCGUUCCACUGAGUGUUCACCACAUGCCUGUCUGUAUUUCAUUUGCAUUCUUUGAACAGGGGAAGUACUUACUAGUUGAUCCAACGUUCAAGGAAGAAUCCGUGAUGGAAGGCAACAUGGUGAUGGCCAUGAAUGCACACAGGGAACUGUGCACAGUCCAGAUGACGGGAGGAAUGCUGCUCCUGAAAGACCAGAUCUUAAGAUGUUCACAAAUUGCCGUCAUUAAGGUAGCUGAGGUGACGGAGCUCAUCAAGAAAGCACUGAGUAAUGAUGCAAAAGCGAGGUCUGAAGGCAAGAAAUGUGGCUAUGCUGAAUCACUGCCAAGACGGAGAAUAACAACGUCUGUAGCAGAGCCUCAGAGAGUUGACACUACCAAGUCUGUGGAGAUGGCUCAAGAUGUUAUCGACAGAGCUGAUGAGCCAGUACAAGACUUAGAUGUGAAAUCCACACUGCUUGAUGCUGGCUUCAGAGGGAUCGGGGAAGGGGCUGCCAACACGUGGCUCAUCCCCGAUGCCGAGAACGAAGUUGAGGAGGAUGAGGAUGAGAUGGAGGAUGCUGAUGAGGAGGAGGAGGUUGAUGCCAUGGAUGAUGGGACAUCGGACGUUGCUGCGAGGAGAAACCAAACGAGUGUAUCGCAGACAAGAGUGGCAGAGGGAUAUCACAGUGAUAGCAGUGAAGAGGCUGAGACGGUCACACUGAACGAAGAAGUUUUGGGUGGAUACAAGAGGCCACCUGUGGAUCCUUCUGCUGAUCUUGACCUCUCAGUUGCACUCAAGACGUCUCAGAUUGUUUCUUCCACAUCUGGUCCACCUGCCAAGAAGAAAACUAAACGGAAAGGAAAGAAAAACAAGUGAAAGAAUAUACUUUUGUUAUUAAGUCAUUAUAGUCAGUUGUUUAAAGGUCGAAAUUCACAAUUGACUGAUGUUCACCACUGACCUUGUUACCUAAUACUGCAAAAAAAAAAAAUCAAUUUUACUUCGUUUUUAACAGAUACAUGUACUGUCUCUUAGGCCAGUUCUAGACGCUGUGCUACUGCCGCGCCGAAACUUAAUUGAAAUGAGUGAGGCAAAUAUCUCGUCUACAGCAUGGCAGUUGCUCUAAACGCCAAACUUAAUAGUCAAACCUUAAUGCAAAACUGGCCAGGUUAAAGCAGUUCAGUGAACUUUCAGCGCGAUCAAAAUAUUCUCGCCAAUUUUACUUCCCAUGAUGCGGACGCGAGAGAGGGUAUUGUGAGCAUGCCCAUUCCUAAAAUGUGUGCCCUAACUUCGAGUUGAAUUGAGUUCGGCACGGCAAUGGCACGGCGUUUAUAACAAUGCCGUGCCACUACCGUUUAGAACGGCGAUAGCGCGCCAGCCCUGUUGAGCCAAAGGAUGGUGCCAUGCCAAACUUAAUUCACCGAUUCAAAUACGCCGUGCUAUCGCCGUGCCAAAUUCAAAAAGUCAAGUUUUUUUAGUUUGGCAUGGCAGCACAGCACAGUGUCUAGAAGGGGCCUUAUUUCAUUUAUGCGAUCAGUUUUCUCAUGCAAGGCCAAAUCGCAUAAAGAAAGCUUCUAGUUCAUUUACUUAGUGUUUCUAUGGCUGUGAUCUUUAAGGCUUGUCACUGCACCAUGUCAAAGGUAAUGAAGCGCCAUCUAUUGUUAGUGCAUGCAGUCCAUUGUAGGAUUUUUGCCAUCGAUAACUAUGUAUCUGUACUGUGCAUUGCCCCAAAAUGAUUUAAGGCAAGUUUCAUGUUAUUUUCAACUUCUCAAGGUGGCUCCAUAUUGGAAAUCCGACGAUCAAGUGUUUUUCGCCUGUGAUUGAAAAAAAUAAAAGAAUCAGAAUCUUCAGUACAGAUA